AUGGCCGAUAAACCCACAACUGCCCCUCAAGCAUCAACCAUCCCCACAAUGACCACCGCCGAAAAGUCGUCUUCUGGCUUCCUCAAGGUCAUCGCCUUCUUCGACCUCAUCGUCAAACUCGCCGCGACGGGCGCGCUCAUCGGAAUUCUCGUGCUACUUGUGCAGUUCAACAACAACAUCGACAAGCUCUUCAACGGGAGCAGAUCUCUCCCCGUUCGUGUCUCCGAUGCCGCGCCGUUGCGCAUCAUGCCUGGUUAUUCGGGCACCUUCGAUGUCCGUAUGACGAAUAACGCGAAUAACCCCGUGUGGUUCAAGGUGGACAAUUAA
Fusarium mangiferae is the source of this 327-nucleotide messenger RNA. RefSeq lists its product as uncharacterized. The transcript has a single exon. Bases 1 to 327 code for a protein of 108 amino acids. The record is from RefSeq and is a predicted model, not a curated record. Lineage: Eukaryota; Fungi; Ascomycota; Sordariomycetes; Hypocreales; Nectriaceae.